Messenger RNA from Phytophthora sojae, 1185 nucleotides. RefSeq lists its product as hypothetical. The record is from RefSeq and is a predicted model, not a curated record. The transcript has a single exon. The coding region runs from base 1 to 1185 and encodes 394 amino acids. NCBI's taxonomy places the organism in Eukaryota, Oomycota, Peronosporomycetes, Peronosporales, Peronosporaceae.
AUGCCCGACCUGCUGGCCGACUGCCGCGAGCUGCAGCGCCGCGGGCUCCUGUCCGCGCAGCAGCUGCAGGAGCUCGAGUCGUCUCUGGGCUGCGCCGCGUCCGCGCCGGAUGCCGUGCGCGAGCGCGUGUCGGCACUGCUCGUGCAGGAAGCGGACGCCAUCGUGGAGCGCGUGCGACAGCAGUGCAACCAGCAGGAGCAGGAGUCGCUGGGCAACUCGGAGCUGGCCGCCGUGGCCGUGGGCGGCGCGUUGGGCGCGUUGAACGCCUGGCUGCGGCCGACCCCGGCCCCGACGGCCACCGCCAAGGCGCCGACGGUCUGGGCCAGCGCGUACGACGGCGCCAUGGCCACCCUCAACGUGGCCAAGCGCAAGCGCCGCGUGCAGCAGCUGCAGCUCAAGCUGCUGGGCGGCGACGUGGCCACCUGCAGCCACGUCGUGCUCUGCAUCAACGGCUUCAUGACGCAGAGCGACGACCCGACGCGCAACUGGCGUGCGUGGACGCAGGGCGACGAGCACGCCGCCGUCUUCGCCGUGCAGUGGGAGGCCGGCGACGCGGCCGCCUGGAACGAGUUCUGCACGCACGUGAACGACAACCUCGGCAGCGCAUCCGUGUCGGCCAUGGUCGCGCACUUCACUGGCAACCCAUGGCACAGCGCACAGGGCAAGGCGGAGCAGGUGGGCGUGCUGCUCGCGCACGUGCUGGCCGAGCGGCCAGCGCUGCUGCGCGGACGGAAGGUCUCGCUGUUCGGCCACUCCCUGGGCGGCGCCGUCAUCUACAGCACCUUCCAGGAGAUGGCCAAGCUGCGGGAGCACAAGCAAGGCGACGGCCUGCGGCUGAUCGCCAAUGCCGUGAGCUUUGCCGGCGCGUUCAUCCCCGACGCGCAGGGGCUGGACAGCAUUUCACACGCUCUCGACCCGAACGGAGGCAAGUUCGUUAACGUGUACUCGGUCCGUGACGGCGUGUUGUCCAAGCUCUUCUGGGCGCUGCAGCUUCCAGGCCCGAACGGCCCGGCGGCUGCAGGCUGCCAGGCCGUCGCUUUCGCUGCAGCGGCCACCGCCAGCUGCAUCAAUGUGGAGGUGUCGGACCUCGUGCUUCCGCGCGUGGAGAACCACUUCGGCCACAGCUACGUCCAGUUCAUGGAGGCCAUCAAGGCCCGCGUGCUGCCGCACCUCUUCCGGUCCUAG